Rodentolepis nana is the source of this 7125-nucleotide messenger RNA. The record is from the annotation of a GenBank genome assembly. Lineage: Eukaryota; Metazoa; Platyhelminthes; Cestoda; Cyclophyllidea; Hymenolepididae.
AUGACUGCAGAUGCUGAGGCACAUCACUUUCAAAGUGUCAAAGUGAUGGCAAAGAUUAAACCUGGAGACGCCAUCUUCGAUUUUAUUGAUAAACGCUGGUGUAACUUAAAGCAAGAAUUUAUGAAUCGCGAAAUCUUUCUCAUGCGGCGUCUUGACUACGUAGAUAUGCUUUUAGAAAUUAUUGGCGUUACGGAAGAAUUUCAGGCGAUUUGGAAACUUAUGCAGGAUAGGAGUCCAACGGAAAAUAGUCUCCUAAUUUUGGAAAAUCGAGUAAAUUCUGCAGCGGAAAAGGUGUCAAAACUGUCACCCAAUUGGGGUUUCAUUACAAAAACUAAUGCAGAAUCCAUUGUUGGUCGGCUUUAUGCAAGAUUCCUGGGUUUAAAUUGGAUCAUCCUCUCCGCGUUUCACUCCUACAAGAGAUAUUUCACCGAAAUUGAAAAAUUCCUAGCCCUUUCCCGCAAAGUUUGCAAGAAUUUGGCCACUAUCAAAGGUCAGCUAAGAUUUGUCAACUCACUCUUGAAUUCCAUCGAGAAAGCGUCUUUUGAUCCACUCAGUAGUGGAAGAAAUGAUACGAUUAAUUCACUUUUAAGUAAGGUGAAACUUAUCACUCAUGAAGUAAAUCGACAAACCGUUGAAUACAGCAUUUCAAGUGACUUUACGGGAAAUAAUUUGCAUAAAAAUGAAAAGAAAAGUUCCACAGGAAUGGAACUAUUCACAGUGCAUUCUCAUUCAUCACAAUUAGUGCGAUGUAAAAGUGUGGAAAUAAUCACCGAAGAUAAAAUUGAUUACCUUCCCUCGAGAAUUCGGCGUAACAUCAUUACCAAACGCAUUCAUGAAGAAUUUGAAUUUCAAUAUCUGCAAGAUUUAUACCUUGUACAUGAGCUGAAAUCCAAUUUGCGGGAAAAAAUAGCCUUUCAGAGGGAGAAGAUAGCCGAAAAGCAGGUUCACCUUUUCAAGCAGUCUGAAUAUCUGCAAGAGAGGCUAUCGGGUCUGCAAUCUGUGGUUGACCUUCUCACAUCAACUUCAACAAUCCAGGUGGAUAUUAAUGAAAUACAGGAGUGGAUUGGUCAUACUUUGGUCUACUUUGCGGAAAAUCCACUUCCCGACGCUCUAACUGACAUUUUGGAGGGAACUGACACAAGCAAAGAAGUAUGGUGGGAAGAACUUUUCCACUCCAACACCAUUUUCUUGGCACACUUGAACAUUCAAUCCCGGAUCAAUAAGAAGUUGCAUUUAUUCCUGAGAGUCGAUGAAUCACGAAGUAUGUUGGAUGAAAUAAAGAAGAGAUUUCGCUCGUCAUACGAAACUGCCUGGCAGCAGCAAGACGAUGAAGAAGAUAAAAACGACGAGGUGGUGGAGGAGGAGGAGCAGGAGGAGGAGAAGGAGGAGGGCUGUUGUUUUGAGCGAAUAUCAAAUAAAAUUUUUGCUGCGAAUCACAGGGUUCUUGAGAAACUCGAUGGUGAUCUGGAUAAGAUCUGCGACGAGGCAAAUAGAAGAAUGCAAGAACUUCAGAGUGUAAAGCAAAAUAUUCAUGCAGUCCAAAAUUGCUGUCGACUGCUGGACUGGAUUCGUGCAAGUCAGAAAAAUUGCAUUAAUUGUGCUUCUUUUUUUAGUGAAGAAGGACUAUCGAAUAUCGAAUCUCCAUUUCAUAGGCUGUCGCUGAAAGCUUCAGCUGACCUAUAUCCAUUCCUAUUGAAUGAGCCAUUUCUCGUAGCGCUAGAAAAGGAGAUUGAUUUCAACAUAUCGGCUUCCUUGCCAGUACUUCAAGAUUUACAAUCAAAACUUCAGGCGGCUUCACCAUGGAGGGAUGUCUUGGAAUACGCAUUCAACUCCUGGAAUGAACUUAUAAAUGCUAGUAAAAUGAAACGCCUAUCGAUCGACACAGCUCAACGUCUACUUGCUCUGAAUGACGAGAUUUUAAGCACCCGUCUUUGGGUCAAAGACAAGAAGGGGCUUCUUUUGACAACUCGACAAACAAAAACCACUAUGGGAGAGAUCAUUCGAAUGGAAUGUAGAAUGGCUAAUUGGAAAAACGAUUUGAAUGCUCUCAAGGAACGUAUAGACCAAGUGUUUGAGGAAUCAGAGGCGUUACAGGUGUCUCUUGAAGAACUAGAAUCCCCACUAAGUGCUGAGGCUGAUAAUGGGGCCAAUGUUAAGGAGGCUAAAGACACACUUGAAAAAUGGAGCGAAGAGCUGAGGGUUGAAUGGCUUGAGUUCAAUACUUUGCUGGACGAUUAUCAAAAGGAUCUGGAGGAAACUUUGGCGCUUCAAAGUAUGCUACAGGAAUUGGAAGCGAUGAACACCCUACUCACUAGCAAGCAGAAUACAAUUACAUCCUUGGAACUCCCAACGUCAAUAGGUGAAAUAGACGAGCAAAAAGGAAUCUUUCGAUCGAUUGUCACUGAUCUUAAUGCCUCGGAUGACAAAUUGCAGAAACUAAUGGAAUAUGGGCGAGAACUAGCCGCUACUCAAGAGGAAGCUGUGUCAUCGGCGGUUAUUGAAAAGUUGGAAAAUCUCAACAAUGAGUGGAUAGAGGAAUUCAUACGCGAUGUUGACUCUCUCAAUGCUUUACUUAGUCGACGGGAAAACCAAAUAGAGGAGGCAUUUUACUUGCCUACAAUCGAUUGUAUUCAAGGAAAAAUAAACUCACAGAGGCAGGUUCUAUCAAUGAUUCGAGCUCUUUCAAACCAGGUGGAAGAAAUCAAUACAAGGGCGUCCAUCAAUAAAUUUGAAGACAAGUACCGAGUGAAGGCGGUAUCACUUGUAAAUAAAUACAAAGAUGUCGAGUCAAAGGCUGCAGUGGUUUUGGAUUUGCUGGUAUUCAGACUCACCGAAAAGGAAAACAUGAAUCAACUUGAAAGUUUAGAGGAAUGGAUUUUGGAACGGUUGGCUGCGGUAAAUGCGCAAUUUGCCACUUCAGAAACGGGUCUCAGGGAGCAGAAAGCGAUUCAUAAAUAUCACCUUUUCAGAAAUUUCGAGGCGGAAGUCAACAGCUACGAAAAUCUGGUGAACGAGACUUUCCAGAGUGUUAAAUUAAUCAAUGAGAGAUAUCCUAACUAUGCUGACAGUUUGAAAGAAAUUCUAAGGAAAAAUGAGGCGCUCUGGAAUGAACUGAAGACAACAGUGGCUAUUCAAGGAACCAAACUCAUCAAAGAAUAUCGUGCAAUAAUUAUACUGGAAGGCUGCGAGGAGUUGAUGGAAUGGCUGCAGAAAACUUCAGUGAAGAUAUUUGGUCACCAAAGCUACAACUACUUGAAAGGGGAUUUGUCACCUCACCCCAAGGCUUCACUAACUUGCCCAUCUGGGUCAAUGACCCAGUUAACCUCUGAGCAGUUAACUGAUUAUCUUUCGUCAAAGCAGAGACGCCGAUCUGUCUCCCAAAAUUGUGUCGACUACUUGUCCACUGGUUGUCGGGAUUUUGCGGAAAACUUUGAUCUCAGUGCCCUGAACUCCGCCAUUUGUAAACUUAAUGAAAUCAAAACGAAAAUGGGGACAAAAUGGGCAUUUUUACACGAAUUAGAGGAGCACUUUCAAUCGCUGCUGGAAAACAGGGGCAAGUUUGCGCAACACGGGAGAAUGCUGGAAGAGGUGUCUGCAAGAUUUGAAAAAGUGGAUUCAUGGCUCGCAACCUGCUUCUUCAAUGUCUCAGCUCAAAGAGAUGUUAUCAACGUUCUUAGAACUCUUAGUGAUGAGAUCCAGUGGAUGGAAGUGAAGCAAGUGCAGUUGGAAUCAGAAACUACGGCCCUCUCCCUACUCGAUGUGCAGAAACACACCACAAGACACCAGAAUCUCACGAAUGAAGUCAAAAGUCGCAAUUCCAGAAAUCAACCCUUGAUAAAUGUGUAAUUCCACAAAGUACAAACUCUUCAACUUCAAGAUGAGAAAGCUUAUUGCUCGGCGUUUAUAGUGGCUCACAAGGGUGUCUCCGAGGAACUGUUCGCAAAGAUCAGUAAAUUGAUAUUUCAUCAAGCUCUGAUUCACCGAGGUAUUGAAAUACGCCGUGGUGUCCUUGAUCACUGGCGAGCGUGGUUCAUUCAACAAAUGGAUCUGCUUGAGCUCUACAAUUGGCUGACAGAGACAGAGUCGACGGUGAUGACAGAAUCUCAUGCAGCAAGAGGAUUAGCUUCGGCAAAUGCUGCAAUCAAGAAGCAUUCUGUGGUAGAAGCUAUCGUGUCGGGAUUUCAGGCCCAAAGGCUAAGGCUUUUGAGUGCACGUACUGCCGAUCUACUUACUGCAAUCGAACGUAUGAUCAUGUUUGAGCAGGCACGAUUGAAUCGAUGUAUCAAUACCGCCUCUCUCUUUGUUGAAAUAGAAGAGGCCUCCAAGGCAAAGGUCUAUCGGCACAAACUCCGUCGUCGAAUUCACAUGCUAGAGAGAUCUAGUGGCAAAUUGCGUUCAACACAAUCCUCAGUUCAAAAGCAAUUCACAGAUCUUCGAGAUUUGGUGAUGGAGAAAAAACAUCGUCUGUAUGAACUUCUGGCUCUUAAUCGGCUGUAUGAGGAAGUUAGCGAUGUCGAGGAAUGGAUGUGGAGUAAAACAGAGGAGGCUUUAAUAGAAAAUACAGGCAGGGAUUUGGAAGAAUGUAUCAGGCUUCAACGAGAGUUUCGAGAGAUUCACCACAACAUUAUUCGAGAAGGUGCGACAGAUCAAAGGGUUGAAGAAUGCUUAACCUCUCGUCCUCCAGCGACUGAUUUCGCUCUGAUAGGCAAUUUGCCGCCACUCUCGGAUAGUCCUGAUCGACUUAUUCGUGCCGUCACCGUUUGCAGACAAAUGAUCAAAUUAAAGCACUCAGAUUCUCCCCAAAUCGCUCAAUGGCAAGACAGACUGAUUGAGGACUGGGGAGAAUUGAGAGAGCUCCUUGAAACUAGAGGAGAAUUGCUUCAAGCUGCUGGAAACAGACUUCUUUUGCUUAAUCGCUGUGAAGAGGUAGUAGCAGACUUGAACGAGAAAAUGCUCACUUUCCCAAAGGUGUUGGGAGCGGAUUCGCAGUCUCUAGCGAGGCAACAACGCCAACAGGCCAACUUCAGACAAUCUACUAUCCCAAUUGGAAAGAGGGUUAACUGGGUGGUCCGAGCGUCCAACGUGUUGUUGCCGCUUUAUGCUCAGGGAGAUGCAGCUGCAAUUCGAAGCCAAAAACAGAAAAUGCUCGAGGCUUGGGAUAAGCUCAAUGCCGCCAUUGAGACUCGAACUCGAAUGCUUAGGGAUGCUGAAUCACUCUCCAGGUGGCUUAUAUGGCUACAUCAUGGCUUGAGUUGGAUCAUCUCUGCUGAAAAUCUCAUUUCAACUGCAAAGGAAAUGGAGAAUGAGGCAAUUGAAGUAAACUGUAGGAGAGCAAUUUUACAAUACGAAUUGCCAAGGUUCGUGAAUCAGCACAAACAACUUUGGGAGGAGAUUAGCGCCUGGGAGUCGAGCAUUCUUUUCCACUGUGAAGAGGGGGCUGCAGAUAGCUUCAAUUGCCUCCUCGAAACCGACGAUUUUGAAGUGGACCCCACCUUCAUUGGAAUUCACAAAAUGCUGGCCAGAAAUGUGAAUCAACUCAAAGCUGAGUGCGAAGAUCUCCCAGCCAACGGCGCAUUAACCUCCGCAGUACAAAAGGCUGUUUUUGUGAUUCUUGGCGACGCGAAACCCCUUUUACCCUCGCAAGUUAAGAAGAGCGGAGCAGCGCUUCUCCUGAUUCAUUUUUAUCAGCUGAAAAUAAAUUGGUGGCGAUAUUGGCGACACUUGAAAGUCCUAUCUGUUAAAUUGGACAUUUUAAGGGACUUGCAAAACAUGGAAAAUUGGAUUGAAACCAUGGAGGCAAGAGUGGAAACCGAUGAUCUAGGCGAGAGCCUAGAGGAGACAAUGGCGCUGCGAGAGGAGCAUAGCAAGUUCUCACGUGCAGUGGCCUUUCAAGAGGAGAAGUGUAGACGUCUGGCAGAAUUUGAAAUAAAUCAGUUAGAAGAAUCGGACCCUGACUGGGAGAUGGGCUUGGAAAGGCAGAUGGUGGAGAAUUUGGAAAGGAGUCCAAGAAAUGAGAGUCGAGUUCGUAUAAAUGCACGAGCCGAAGGAACUGGAUGCUAUGCCACUGUUGAGUGUGAUAUUAACAAAUCUUCACGUUUUCGGGGUUUCUGCCUUGAGGCGACAGGUCAUGCUCGUAAGCGUCUUGAAGGAGUGCUCUAUCGGAAAUUCCGCGGUCAACGUUUAUCCGAUCGUGGGAAACGAUCAAGUCGUUGGCAGAAGUGCUUCGCUGUCCUGAAUCCAACCACUAUUUCUCUUCAUGUACUUGAUAUAAGUAGCACAUCAGAUAUCAAAAGAACUUGGAGAGCAGAAAAUGUUGAGAAAGACCGAAGGAUACCGCUAUGUCGUGAAUUAGCAACUACGCUGGUGGAACAGAAAGGAGGCGUCAGAUGCGCUUUCAAAAUUCAUAAUCUCGAAACUGGCGACUCCUUUGCAUUUAAAGCCAAGACUAAAGAAUCUGCUGAGAAAUGGGUGAGAGCUCUAAAUGAUGCCUCCUCAAAGGCACCGCCAUUAGAGCAAUGCGAACAGGAACAACUAUCUGCGAAGGACACCGGGACUCGUGUUAUCUCCUAUUCCUUCAGCUCAGAUCACAAAUCCCAGUCCACUUCCUGUCUGCCCAUUCGUCGACUGAUCACAUCGAAGAGGGCGCGUCAUCGAAAACACAAUCACUAUCUCACAAGGUGUCGAAAUAUCUCAGGCUCAUCAACUUCGUCUUUUGAUCCUGAAGAGGCGGCACUCCGGUCUCUUGGCCCACAUUCUCUUCUCUCUUCACUCGGAAUGCCUUCUGUGGAGAGUGGAUCUCAGUCUCGAGCGUUAGUUGCGUUGAUCCUUCCUCUUAGAGUUCUGAGAAGACGUGUCAUGAGGCAUACCCAUAUGACCAGCUCAACCUCUCAUCAGUCUCAUUUCAGUGCUGAUGCGGUGCUGACAGGCGGAAGUAGUUCUGGAGGCGUUGGGGCUGUUAGCAGCGGUGUCGGUGAAAAGUUGAGCAGUGAUGAAGAAGAUGAGUCGUCCAUUGAAGAGGAGUCACGCUUUAUUGAAUCUACUGAUGAUACAACGGGUGAAAAAGAUAAUCGAGCAGGCGAAGUAGAAGAAGAAACGGAUAUUGAUGAAAUCGACGAGUUUUCGUAG